AGCCUCUGGCAUCGAGCCGCUGGUAGCUGACUGGGGAAAGACGGCAAAGCAGCGACCGACCGGCGGGGGAGACUGGCAGUGCAAAGGGAAGGACGGGGGGGAAUUUAGGCUGUGUCCCGUAUUUGGAAUAAGCGAGGCUAGAGCUUUCCCCCUGACGUGAAACGAGCUUUUCUGUAACCUUCAUAAGAGAAAAAGGGAGCCGCAUUUUUUCUCCUUUGACGGCUAACUUACAGGGCUGCUGGUUGGAACUCUUGGCGAACCAUCGCUUUUGAACUGUGAAGAAACUAAAGAGACGUUGACGAAGAAUGGGAUUUAAAGAACAUAUCUUCCAGCAGUGAGUUGUGAAAACGGGGAUAUUUUGCAGUUGGAUAAAAAAAAAAUAUAAAUAUAUAUAUAUAUACAUUGUCAGAGACCGACUUCAUUUAGUUGAGUCGUGUUAACGCUGCGUGUUACAUGUCAACUCCCGGGAAAAGGGGGAAGUUAUGGCAUUAAGGAACGGCGAAAAGUAGCGUUAACGUUAGCUCCCUGGUUAGCUGAAUAGCUAACCUAGCAGGCUGCUAAGCUUCUGUCGCCCUUCCAUUCCUGGAGCAGAGGAGGGGCGCUGGAGCUUUGUAGCAUUGCAGAUCUGGUUUGGAUUUUUUUGGAUUGCUGCAAGAAUGGAGAAUCCCAAAUAUUUGUCUCAACUCAGGGAGGUGUUUUGAACGGCUUCGACUUGGUCAUUUUAAAUAUAUAUAUAUAUAUAUUUCGUCUUAGCGCCAGAGGAGAGCAGAGAACUGUCUGCUAACGCUGCGAUUCCAACAAAAUCAGCCGGCCCGGGGCAGGCAGGGGCUGUUACUAGCUUACUUCUUUUCUUAUGCACCCUUUGAGGGGUUGGGGGGGAUAGGUAUUAAAAAAAUGGGGAAGUGCUGCACGUCUCACCCAGCUUCAAGAUACUGGCUCUCGAGAGGGAGGUCAUGAUUAGGCGUAUUUUAACGCUUAUUUAGCCCCGGCUUGGCCUCAACGCGCAAAAGUUUGAUUAUUUUUUGAGACGUGCAGUGGCGAGAACUUCUUUUCAAGGCCCCCCCCUCUGCGCUGACUUCCAGGCCGAGGAGUUGUUUGCUCGUCCAACCCCAUCCAUCACCAUUGCUACAAAAACCCAACAGUAAGGAAUAAAACAUGUCGGGAGAGGUGCGUUUGAAGAAGCUGGAGAAGCUGAUCCUGGACGGGCCGGCUCAGUCUAAUGGCCAGUGCCUGAGUGUGGAGACGCUGCUGGAUAUCCUGGUGUGCCUCUAUGAUGAGUGCAACAUCUCCCCCCUCAGAAGGGAGAAAAACGUCCUGGAGUUUUUGGAAUGGGCCAAACCCUUCACAUCCAAAGUGAAGCAGAUGCGCCUGCACAAGGAAGACUUUGAGAUCCUUAAAGUGAUUGGACGAGGAGCCUUUGGAGAGGUUGCAGUGGUAAAAGUGAAAAACACUGACAAAGUUUUUGCAAUGAAGAUUCUCAACAAGUGGGAGAUGCUGAAGCGAGCAGAGACGGCAUGUUUCCGGGAGGAGCGGGAUGUGUUGGUGAAUGGGGACUGCCAGUGGAUCACCACCCUGCACUACGCCUUCCAGGAUGACAAUAAUCUGUACCUGGUGAUGGACUACUAUGUCGGCGGUGACCUGCUGACUCUGCUCAGCAAGUUUGAGGACCGGCUGCCGGAGGAGAUGGCCAAGUUCUACCUGGCUGAGAUGGUGCUGGCCAUCGACUCGGUUCAUCAGCUACACUACGUCCACAGGGACAUCAAGCCCGACAACAUUCUGCUGGAUAUGAACGGCCACAUCCGCCUGGCUGACUUUGGCUCCUGCCUCAAACUCAUGGAGGAUGGGACGGUUCAGUCAUCUGUGGCUGUGGGAACCCCAGACUACAUCUCUCCAGAAAUCCUCCAGGCUAUGGAGGAUGGGAAAGGCAAAUAUGGACCAGAGUGUGACUGGUGGUCCCUGGGGGUCUGCAUGUAUGAAAUGCUGUACGGCGAGACUCCUUUCUAUGCAGAAUCCUUGGUGGAAACCUACGGGAAGAUCAUGAACCACAAGGAGAGAUUCCAGUUCCCACAGCAGAUCACAGAUGUUUCUGAGGAAGCGAAAGAUCUGAUUCGCCGACUUAUUUGCAGCCGAGAGCACCGAUUGGGCCAGAAUGGCAUCGAGGACUUUAAGCAGCACCCCUUCUUCGCAGGCAUCGAUUGGGAUAACAUUCGCAUGUGUGAAGCCCCCUACAUCCCAGAGGUCAGCAGUCCUACAGACACCUCCAACUUCGACGUGGACGACGACUGUCUCAAGAACUCGGAGACUAUGCCCCCUCCCUCUCACACUGCUUUCUCAGGCCACCACCUGCCCUUUGUAGGUUUCACCUACACAAGUAAAUGUACUCUGUCUGAUCGGGGUUGCCUGCGACAGCUGGGAGGUGAGCCGGGUAAGGCCGGGCAGGACAAGCUGGAUGUUGAAGUGCAGCGUAGCCUGGAGGACAGCCUGGCCACUGAGGCCUACGAGAGAAGGAUUCGCCGCCUGGAGCAGGAGAAGCUAGAGCUGAGCCGCAAACUGCAAGAGUCGACUCAGACGGUGCAGGCGCUGCAGCACACGGGCGAGGGCCCCCUCAGUGCUAACAAGGAGGUGGAGAUCAGGAGCCUGAAAAGUGAGAUCGACAUUCUCAAGAAGCAGAUCGCUGACUCAGGCCAACUGGAGAAGCAGCUGGAGGAUGUGACGCUGGCUCGGAGAGACUUGGAGGACUCGUCCAAACACAUCAAGACUCUUGAGAAACAGAUGAAGAGCAUCACACAGGAGAGGGAUGACCUACAAAAGGAUCUCAUGGACGCCAGCGAGAAGUUGAAGUCUCAGUCUAAAGAGCUGAAGGAAGCUCACAGCCAGAGAAAACUGGCCAUGCAGGAGUUUUCAGAGCUGAACGAGAAGCUCACAGACCUCAGGUCGGCGAAGCAGCGCCUGGUUCGUCAGCUGCGUGACAAAGAGGAGGAGAUGGAAAGCCAGAAUCAAAAGGUGGAGGCUCUCCGCCUCGAGGUGCGAAAGGCCGAGAGGGCCAAGAAGGAGAUGGAGGCUCAGGUAGAGGAGCAGGCGGCCGAGGCUCAGAAAGAGAAGAAGCUGCGAGAGCGCAACGAGCAAUACAGCCGACAGCUGGAGGAGGAGCUGGAGGGGCUGAAGGUGAAGCAGGCUGGCUCCUCUGCUGCCCCGGCCUCGGCAGAUCAAACCCAGGAGGUCGGUCGUUUACGUGGAGAAAUGGAGAAGAAAACGAUGUUCUUCGAUGAAGAGUUGGCCCGCAAGGAGGCACAGCACAGCGCCGAGCUGAAGGCGCUGCGUAAAGAGCUGAGAGACGCUGAGAGCCAACAGCUCAACCUGCAGAAAGAGAUCAUGAUGCUCAAAGACAAACUGGAAAAGACUCGUCGUGAAAGCCGAAGUGAGCGGGAAGAGUUUGAGACCGAGUACAAGCAGAAGUAUGAGCGAGAGCGAGUCCUGCUCACCGAAGAAAACAAGAAGCUGUCCAGUGAACUCGAUAAGCUAACCACCAUGUUUGAGAAGAUGAGCAGCUCCAACAGGCAGCUGGAGGAUGAGAUGAGGGAGCUGGCUGAUAAAAAGGAGAGUGUAGCUCACUGGGAGGCCCAGAUCACAGAAAUCAUCCAAUGGGUGAGUGAUGAGAAAGAUGCUCGGGGCUACCUGCAGGCUCUGGCCACUAAGAUGACAGAAGAGCUGGAGGGGCUGAGAAGCAGCAGCCUGGGAGCGAGAGCCACGGACAUGCCGUGGAAAAUGCGGCGUUUGGCCAAGCUGGACAUGUCUGCACGCUUGGAGCUGCAGUCGGCCCUGGACGCUGAGAUCAGGGCCAAGCAGAGCAUCCAGGACGAGCUGAACAAAGUAAAGGCCAACAACAUCUCCACAGAAUGUAAACUGCAGGAAGUUGAGAGUAAAAACCAGGAACUGCUGGCUGAGAUUGAGCGUCUGAAAAAGGAGACGGAGGAGCUGCGGCUACGGCGAGGUGUCAAGCACCAGGAUUCCCAGAAUUCCUUCUUGGCUUUUCUCAAUGCCCCCACCUCAGCACUCGACCAGUUCGAUCACUCGCCGUCCGUCGGCCCAGCUAGCAAAGGCAGACGUGUGGACUCCGUGGAUAACUUCACCCCUUCUAACACUCCGUCUCGGGAAGAUGACCCCAAGUCCCACCUCAAGUCCCGCUCUCGUUCACCCUCCAUGGCUAGUGACGUGGAGCCAAUAGAGUUGAUCGAUCAUCCUCGCUCAGUUCAGACGCCCACCAUUCGCUCAGUAGGUUAUGGCAGUAUCGGGCGCUCCUCACCUAAGCCCAAAGCACAUCAGUUUGUAGUGAAGACAUUCAACACACCCACUAAGUGUAACCAGUGCACCUCUCUGAUGGUGGGGCUCAUCCGUCAAGGCUGUACGUGUGAAGUAUGCAACUUUUCCUGCCAUGUAACGUGUGCGGACAAAGCUCCAGCUGUGUGCCCCGUGCCGCAGGACCAGACCAAGGGCCCGCUGGGCAUCGACCCUCAGAGGGGGAUCGGUACUGCUUACGAAGGACACGUCAGGGUGCCCAAACCAACCGGGGUGAAAAAGGGUUGGCAGAGGGCGAUGGCUGUGGUCUGUGACUUUAAACUGUUCCUCUAUGAACUGGGAGAAGGAAAAGCAACACAGCCAAGUGUGGUAGUCAGUCAAGUCAUAGAUAUGAGGGAUGAAGAGUUUUCAGUCAGUUCAGUCCUGGCCUCUGAUGUCAUCCACGCCAGCCGCAAGGACAUUCCUUGUAUAUUCAGAGUGACGGCGUCCCAGCUGUCCCCCUCCAGCAGCCACAAGCCCUCCAUCCUGAUCCUGGCCGACAGCGACCAGGAGAGGAACAAGUGGGUGGGCCUCCUCAACGAGCUCCACCGCAUCCUAAAGAGGAACAAGCUCAAGGAGCGCUUCGUCUACGUCCCCAAGGAGGCUUACGACAGCACCCUGCCCCUCAUCAAGACGACACAGUCUGCUGCUAUCAUAGAUCACGAGCGCGUCACCCUGGGCAACGAGGAAGGCCUUUUUGUCAUCCAUGUCACCAAAGAUGAAAUAAUCCGGGUGGGGGACAACAAAAAGGUGCACCACAUUGACCUGAUGCUCCAGGAGCAGCUGCUGGCGGUCAUCUCUGGCAGGAACCGCCACGUCCGCCUCUUCCCCACGCAGGCCCUGGACGGCCGCGAGACCGAGUUCUACAAGCUGGCAGAGACGAAAGGCUGCCAGACCAUCGUGUCGGGUCCGGUCCGCAACGGCUCCCUCACCUGCCUCUGUGUGGCCAUGAAGAAUAAAAUCAUAUGUUAUGAGGUGAAUAAGAGUAAAAUGCGUCACCGUCGGCUGCGGGAGCUGCAGGCCCCGGGGCCGGUUCAGUGGAUGGGUCUGCUCAGUGAGCGUCUCUAUGUGGGCUAUCAGUCUGGCUUCACGCGCUACAGUGUCCAUGGGGACAUGUCCCCUGUCAGCCUGCUCCACGCUGAGGACCACACACUGGCCUUCAUCCCUCAGCAGGGCCUGGACACCCUCUGUGCCGUGGAGAUCUCCAGCAAGGAGCUGCUGCUGUGCUUCAGUGCCAUCGGGGUGUACGUGGACUCACAGGGCCGCAGGUCGCGGCAGCAGGAGCUCAUGUGGCCGGCUGUGCCCAACGCUGCCUGCUACAACGCCCCCUACCUGUCCGUGUACAGUGAGAACGCCGUGGAUGUGUUUGAUGUCAACACCAUGGAGUGGAUUCAGACCAUCCCGGUCAAGAAGAUGCGACCUCUGAAUGUGGACGGCUCUCUGAACCUGCUGGGGCUGGAAACCGUGCGCCUUAUCUACUUUAGAAACAAGAUGGCCGAGGGCGACGAGCUGGUCGUCCCGGAGACGUCAGACAACAGCCGGAAGCAGAUGGUGCGCAGCAUGAACAACAAGAGACGCUACUCCUUCAGAGUGCCUGAAGAAGAGCGACUUCAGCAGAGGAGAGAGAUGCUGCGAGAUCCCGAGAUGAGAAACAAACUGAUCUCCAAUCCAACCAACUUCAACCACGUGGCUCACAUGGGACCAGGAGAUGGGAUCCAGAUCCUAAAAGAUCUGCCCAUGGAUAGCCGAGCGGGCUUCAGCGGCUCCGUCAGCAUUCCCUCCAUCACCAAGAACCGGGCCGAGCCGGGCCGCUCCAUGAGCGCCAGCAGCGGACUGGGCAUACGCUCGUCCUCGCAGAAUGGCAGCGCUCUGCGCAGGGAGCUGUCAGGAGGAAGCUACGGGUCCAAACGCCAGACCAUGACCUCUCCUUCCGAGAGCUCCCUGUCCUCUGGCGGAGGGGUGGACUGCGGCGAUGCUCCGCUCUCACAGUUCGACAGAGAGUGGCAGGCAGUCUCACCGUCGGAGAAGACCCCCGAUCUGAAAAGGGCUUUAAGGACCCUGCUUAGUAAGAUGAAGGAUUCGGACUCCCCGCGCCACUCCACGGCCUCCAACAGCUCCACCUUCAGCAGCCCUCCCAGCCCGGCCUCCCCACACAAGACCAAGUCCCUGUCCUUGGAGAGCACAGAAAGGAUGGGCUGGGACACAUGAGCCCCCAGCGACCCAUCCAACCCCCCUCACCCACCCACCCACCGACCGACCGACCGACCGACAGCACAGGACUCCAAAUUCUCCAACUCUUCCUGUUUUGAAUAUUGUUCCCUCACUGCCCAGAGAACUGCACCUGCUGCCCACCACUCCCUCCCAAAGAACAUUUGUCCCACUUUUACCCCCCCCACACUGUGUCUCAGCGUUCUUCCACAGUGGGGCUGAAACACUAAGAAAGCAAGGGACAAGCUAUCAAAUACUAUCAGUGGUGUACAUGUGGGUGCUGAUUGUGUGUGUGUGUGUGUGUGUGUGUGUGUGUGUGAGAAAGAGAGAGAGGGAGAGAAGGUGUGUGUGUGAUGUCGGGCAGGUGAUGCAGGAACAGGAAGCUCCCAUUUUGGCUCUUUUUGGUCAACUUGUCGAGAUUCACUGAGAGACUCUUAAAAAGUCACGAUGCAAUCCAAAAAGAAGAUGAAAUAUUAUUGAGAGCAGAAGGUUUGUACAUAGGACCCGCCGGGAUUCAGGGGGACAGUGUUUUAAUUUAUUUAUCAAUCAUAGCCCCCCCCUCCCCCCACCUGCUUUCUCUCUGGGUGCUGCAAAAAAAAUAAAAAAAGGAAUUACUUUUAUUUCUUGCUCCUGAUACUAAGUGCAGUGACUUUAUAAUAUUUUUAAUUUCCACCAUCAGCAAAAAGCUCCAACAGCGGCUCCUGUGACAUCACACGAAUCAUUUGGUUCCUCAGAGCGAACGACAUCAUCAGGGCUGCGUGUCCUCCGUAGAUGCCAAAACUCCCGUCACAGUCAUGUACAUAGGUUCAGAGUAGAGAAUAAUAUAUGAGAAGGAAAAUACUAUAGAGAACUACACGGACGGAAAACUCCGCCUUUAUUUUCCCGCUUUUGUUUGGAGUGAUUCCGGGUUGUAUCGCACUCGAAGCCAUUUUAAAACCACUUUUUUGUUUUUACUGAUUUAUUUUAGAUUUGUUUGUUUUCAUGUUGUUUCUAUGAUGUGUGUGUGUGUGUGUGUGUUCAUCCCUCCCCUCCACUUGAUAUGAGUGAAAAAAGAAAAGCUGACAUGUGUAUCGGCACUGCUGCCUGUACUCUCUCUCUCUCACACACACACACACACACACACACACAGGCGGUUGUUGCCUUGUUGUGCUCCUCUGACUGUUGGCGGCGUUUGAACGGUCGCUGAGCUCCGUUUCACCAAAUAUGGACAAAAGAGGGCGACGCUGCGACUUUGCUCAUUCCAACGAAUGUUUUAAUGACGUACUCGUGAAAAUUUGUAAGAGGAGGGAUUUAAAAUAAAAAGAAAAAAAAAAAAAGCUAAAAUGAGAAUGUAAACAGUGCGAGGAAGUCACACCUGGGCUUGGAGGCGAUGGAGUAAAUGACCUCAGUGCUGCCUGUUGUUGUGUGAGCUGAACAGGGCGGAGCUCUGAGCCGCCUCCACGGCACUACUUUACUUUACUUUCUUUCCUUUGUCAGAGUGGAAAGGCCUUUAAAAAAUAGAAGAGGGGGGAAAUGGUGUGGCAGCUUCUGGCUGCAGAGCAGGGCAUUCACAGCCAAAAACCUGUUACCUCUGUUCAUCUGUAAGCAGACUGAAAGGCAUUUUGACCCGAGGGACACGGCGGCGUGGCAUUAUCUGUGCAAAGAACCCACAGAGAGGGUUUUA
Oreochromis niloticus (Nile tilapia) is the source of this 8206-nucleotide messenger RNA. It is a transcript of the gene cdc42bpab, whose product is annotated as CDC42 binding protein kinase alpha (DMPK-like) b. Gene Ontology annotation, biological process: peptidyl-threonine phosphorylation; actomyosin structure organization. Gene Ontology annotation, molecular function: protein serine/threonine kinase activity; ATP binding. The transcript is spliced from 43 exons. The record is from RefSeq and is a predicted model, not a curated record. Bases 1156 to 6543 code for a protein of 1795 amino acids. Lineage: Eukaryota; Metazoa; Chordata; Actinopteri; Cichliformes; Cichlidae. Gene Ontology annotation, cellular component: cytoplasm; cytoskeleton; actomyosin.